Haliotis rufescens (red abalone) is the source of this 2832-nucleotide messenger RNA. Its product is annotated as multiple epidermal growth factor-like domains protein 10. Lineage: Eukaryota; Metazoa; Mollusca; Gastropoda; Lepetellida; Haliotidae. The record is from RefSeq and is a predicted model, not a curated record. The transcript is spliced from 10 exons. Gene Ontology annotation, molecular function: scavenger receptor activity. Bases 701 to 2512 code for a protein of 603 amino acids.
UGAAAACAUGUAUCCCCAUCUUUUUAGUGCAGCUUGAUCAUGACCUCUUCCCAUUAAGUCGAUGAAGCCACCCGAAUACACACUUCAGUUGUUCCCCUCUCUCGAAUACACAAUAUACAGUCACAAUGCAUCAUGUAACGUAUGGGUGCUUUUCACCUAUCCGCACUAUUAAGGCAGUAUGAAAUAGAAAUUAAGCAUUCAACAUAUGCUGCAAACUCUCCAUUCAGUCCUCGGCAGCGAAUGACUCCAAACAACUACUAUAAUACAAAUGACGUUUGUGUAACUCCCAUGAAUUAUAUUAUUUCGGUUUGUCUGCCUCCUCAGUACACAACGAUGGAUAUUGCCUGAUUCCUACACACAGAUCACCUGUUGUUUGUGUGUCUCACUCAUGCGACUAAUGUAAAACAAUGAUCAUGUCUAAUUCAUAAACUGAGGAAAGUAGACUUUUCUUACUUUAUGAAAAACCUCGACAUGUGCGGGGAUCGUGUAUCGAACACCCAACAAUAACAUCCCAUCAGAAACUGUGAUUUUGCCAUUAACGUGUCCACGUUAUCUAUUACAAUGCACUUUAAGUUACAACAUAUUUUGAAAGCUGAAUAUAAUGAGGCCACCUAAAAUAUCCUUUUCUUGACGAGUUGACGGAAAUGAGACUUAAUGUUUGUUUGAAUACGAAUUCUGAGCCUCCUCUACGAUUACUUGAAUGGUGAGAGACAAAGACACACAUGCAUCUCACAUAUUCACAUUGUAUGUAAGCAGCCCCCAGCUUAUAGUCGUCCAUGAAUAUUUUGACUGCGGGCAACGUCAGGUGUCCCAGCUAUACAGUCAAGCGGAAACAACUUCCUGGUUGUCAAACAUGGCGGGUGUGUGGAUACUGACUGUUACCGUGGUCACAUCGGCUUGCUUGAUACAGGUUAUCAUUUGUUCCUGUCCAACAGGAAAGUUCGGAGACUCCUGCUUCUACUCCUGUCACUGUGGGGACUCCUGUGACCAGACAACAGGAGUUUGUGGAGGUGGCUGUGAGUCUGGUUGGAUGGGAGGAAAUGGAUCUUACUGCCAGAAAGAAAACAUUGCGAAAGGAAAAUCAGCGACAACUCCUUCUGGACUCCAUUUGCCUUCGUGGUCUGCAGACAAGGUUGUAGAUGGGAACCAGGACCAGGAUUAUUUGCACUUCUCCUGCUUCCACGCUUCCCUGCUAGCACGGCCAAGUGUGUGGACAGUGGACCUGGGACAGCCGUACAGGAUACACGACGUCAGGAUAUACAACCGCCGGCAAUCUAUUGACAGACUCCAAACCGCUGUCCUCUCCCUGAGUAACUCUAGCAGCUCCACACCCGGCGUAACCUGCUACACCUUCCCCUCUGACACAGCUGAAACAGACAACAGCGUAUACGACGUGACGUGUGACGGCACAGGGAGACACUUCACCAUCACACACAGCACAGAGACACUAAAUCUGUGUGAGGUGGAAAUAUUUGUCUGCAGUCACGGAACCUUUGGCGAACUUUGCAACCAUUUCUGCCAUUGUUCUGACGGGCACUGUGACAGAUUCAGUGGGAUCUGUGCUGGUGACUGUAGACCAGGGUGGCAAGGACAAAACUGUUCUACUGCGUGUGAUAAGGACCAAUAUGGCGUCAACUGUAACGAGACAUGUGGAAAUAGGAAAUGUGCUGCUGCUCCGCCGUCAUGUGACCGGCAUACAGGGUCAUGUGACACUGGGUGCCUUCCUGGGUGGAUAGAGGUGGACUGUAAACAGGAAUGUUACCCUGGGACCUAUGGACAGAAUUGCAGCUUGCUAUGUACUGAGAGAAACUGUGCAGGAAACUCGCCCUGUGAUCAUGUGACAGGAAAAUGUGUUUCCAGAUGUAAACCAGGAUGGAUGGGCAUAGACUGUGUACAGGCCUGUGACAGCCAGCACUACGGGCCUAACUGUAUCAAGACCUGUGCCUCCAGACACUGUAUGGGGAGCUCUUCCUGUAACUCAACAGGGGGCUGUGACACCGGGUGUGAGACAGGGUGGACGCAGACGGACUGUACAGCAUCUUUACAUGUACCUCAGGAAAACAACCCAGUCGGGGGUGAGGAAACACUUAUACCUGCAGUGACAGUGACAACAAUUGUUGUCGUUGUAGUUGCAGCAGUUGUCGUGGGUGUUGUUUGCUGGAGAAGGAGACGAAGACCAUCGCUGCAGGAAUCUGACUCCAAUGAUUACUACAACACAAGUCAUCUGGCAAAGGUUCAAACAAAACAAUCACGAGACAACGACGAAACUCAACUUGAAGAACGAACAUACGAUGGCCUCAAUGUCAUGUCACGUGAAAUCCAGGGAACUGGAGAGACAUAUUGCACACUUAACACAGAGAAGCCAGAUCUGGAGGGUGGGGCAGCUGCUGAAGUGGCUGAAAUGACAGAUCGAGAUAUAUACGAGCCAACAGAACCACGAACGUAUGAAACACUUGACAGCACAUCACGUGAUAUGAUUGGUGAAUAUAGUGAACUGGGCAAGAUUGCAUAGCUCUGCUGAUGCGACCUAAUCAGUUAACUGACUCACUCAUUCACACUUCAUCUGUGACGUUUGAUAUUGCCGAUAAGGAGUUUAUCCAAGCUGAGAGAUACGAUUGAAACAGGUCCAGCAUUUCUUCCAAUUGAUUGACAUAAAGUGUGUGAACGAUAUAACCUCACAUACAUGAUUCAUUGACAUGUACACGAGACAUUCAUCUUUGUUCAUGUCGACAUGUUAUGUGUCUUUGUAUUAUUGGCACAUGAUUCCAUGUAUUUCAGCUUGACAGAAUCUUUUUACAUUGGGAUUCGUCCGACCAAAACUACACCAUUUUU